AUGGCCCUCGAUGACAUCACUGCGUCACUGUAUGGAGAGCAAAGUGUGGCCCUCUAUGACAUCACUGCGUCACUGUAUGGAGAGCAAAGUAUGGCCGUCCAUGACAUCACUGCGUCGCUGUAUGGAGAGCAAAGUAUGGCCCUCAAUUACAUUACUGCGCCGCUGUAUGGAGAGAAAAGUGUGGCCCUCGAUGACAUCACUGCGUCGCUGUAUGCAGAGCAAGAAACUUCACAGCAUGUGGUAAUGUCAGAAAUGUAG
This is a messenger RNA of Pelobates cultripes (western spadefoot toad), 258 nucleotides long. Lineage: Eukaryota; Metazoa; Chordata; Amphibia; Anura; Pelobatidae. The record is from the annotation of a GenBank genome assembly.